Messenger RNA from Armigeres subalbatus, 1746 nucleotides. Its product is annotated as heterogeneous nuclear ribonucleoprotein A3 homolog 1. The record is from RefSeq and is a predicted model, not a curated record. NCBI's taxonomy places the organism in Eukaryota, Metazoa, Arthropoda, Insecta, Diptera, Culicidae. Bases 199 to 1131 code for a protein of 310 amino acids. The transcript has 5 exons. Gene Ontology annotation, cellular component: nucleus. Gene Ontology annotation, molecular function: mRNA binding.
CAUCAUCGCGAGUGCUUGUGCGAGUCGCGCUUCUUUCACCGGGAUCACGCAAAAAUAAAACACAUCGAGCAAAAAUUAAUUUUGCUUCUAGUUCGGCAGUUUAUUUCAUUGGUCAAGCUUCGUUUAUUUGUUCUCCAGUCGGAGCGUUAUCCGUUUCCGAUUCUUUCAGCAUCCGUUGGCGACGAGCAACAAAAGAAAAUGCUGCCGCGCAAUAAAAUCUUUGUCGGCAGCUUGCCGCCCUCAACGAAACCGGAAGAAAUCCGACGCCUGUUCGAAAACUACGGGGUCGUGACGGAGUGCGAUGUGAUGAACCGGUGCGCCUUCGUCCACAUGCAAACCCCGGACAUGAUGGACAACGCUAUCCAAGCGUUGCACAACAGCCAGUUCAAGGGAGUGACCAUCAAUGUGGAACGCGGCCGCACCAAGGAGCGUGCGCCGGGUAGCGGAAGCGAUGGCGGCGAGUCCGGCGGAGGAGGCCGUGGAGGAUUCCGCGGUGGAAGGGGCGGAUUCAACCAGCAAAAUAGAUCGAACUACGAUGAUAACGACCGUUCGGGAGGUCCGAUGAGAAACAAUCGGGGCAACAUGCGCAAUCAACCCUACGGUUCGGGGGGAGGUGGUGCCGGUAGGGGCGGCAGCUUUGACGGACAGAAUCAAGGUGGUGGCGGAGGAGGCGGAGGCGGUUUCCGCGGUGGCUUCAAUAAUCGUGGGGGCGGCCGUGGCGAUUUCAACGACCGUGGUAGCGGUGGAAGGGGAGGAGGUGGUCACAACAAUUCCUCUGGCGGCUCUGGUGGUAGCCGUUUUUCGGGGGGACAACAGAGUGAGGAUCGUCGUGGCUUCGCGCUGCCCAACGAUAGCGGAGACCGAUUCAAUGCAGCCCGUUCCGGGGGACUCGCGAUGAGUUCGUUCAAGGAUCCAUUCAUUCGCAGAAGUAUAGGAGACGCACCGGCGGGACCUUCGGCACCUUAUGUUAACCGAGGAGUUUACAGCCAAGGAAAUACUGCCGCGACUGCUCUGGCAACAACCAAUUAUAAUCAGGCAUUUCCUCCGCUGGGAAGCGAUUCCUCUCGCAAUACGAGCCGCGGUCCGGCGCCACCACAGCAGCCACAACAGCAGCAACGAUGGAUGCAGUAAUCUCGCAAUCGACCGCUCCCACCUCACAAGCACACAACCUUUCGCGAGUCCGCUGUGUGCCUGAACUCUUCAGGAAUGAGUGAGGAAUCUACGCAAAUUCACGAAGAGCAACACCACCAUAAACCUCCUGAAGUAUGCUCGUUGCUGUUUUCCCUUCAGCUCGAUCCCCACCCCUACUGAUGCAUAUUACCUAGCUAUUAUUAUACUUAUAUUUAGUUAUCACAGUUUUCCGUUCUGCCGUCCGGCCGUUCAGCUCCCGUAAUCGAACCAUCAUUCAACAAGAGUUCUCUUCGCUAAUGGUGCAGAAGACGACAUGCAACUAUUACUAGAACAUUUCUGGCUAAAGUAAAUAUUUCGUAGCUUUAAGUUCAAGCGUCAUCGAUGCUUAACAAACAUAGUUUUUUUUUCGUUUUAUUUAAAGAUGACAUAAAAGUAUUUGUAAGAAAUACAGAAACUCGUCGGAGCCCAUCCGCUCUCGAUCAUACUGAAACGAAGGUUGGUUUUAUUAAGGCGAUAUGAUGUAACUUUUUGCAAGUGUGUCAAAUCAACAGAAUACCGUUUACUUAUAAAAAUAAAAGAUCAGAACUAUUUAAAUAUAAUCGAUUUAACUCUCUA